Penaeus monodon (black tiger shrimp) is the source of this 447-nucleotide messenger RNA. RefSeq lists its product as uncharacterized. NCBI's taxonomy places the organism in Eukaryota, Metazoa, Arthropoda, Malacostraca, Decapoda, Penaeidae. Bases 1 to 447 code for a protein of 148 amino acids. The transcript has 6 exons. The record is from RefSeq and is a predicted model, not a curated record.
AUGAACGACUCUUCCCCUGUGUUGUCAGUGUGGGCCAAGAUGGCUGGAGCGGAGGAUGAACCGAUGCACCUCUACGAGGUGUUUCAGAACUGUUUUAAUAAGAUCGCGAAUAAGCAUACUGAUAAAGCCGUCUACUCCCCGGGAUACGCGGCUGAUAAUGGGAUGGGUGUUAGCGGCGGGUACGUGGGCGCGGGCGCGGUGGGCGGCGCUGGCGGGGGGCCGGACGGCGGCGCCUUCGCCCCGGACUCGCCCUACUUCCCCUUCACCAGCCCUCCCCGGCGGCCUCUCCCUCACAACGCCGCAGGGACGAAGAGGAAAAAAGACAUAGUAUCCUUUGCCUCUCCUUCUUUUUACUCUACUCCUAUUUACUGUAUUGGCCUCUCCGACUCUGGCUCUCAGCUGAACUUGCGUCCUAAUUUUUCAUUUUCGGGAAAUUUUGUAGCUUAA